This is a messenger RNA of Labeo rohita (rohu), 5800 nucleotides long. Its product is annotated as sodium/potassium/calcium exchanger 2. The coding region runs from base 414 to 2309 and encodes 631 amino acids. The record is from RefSeq and is a predicted model, not a curated record. Gene Ontology annotation, biological process: long-term synaptic depression; calcium ion transmembrane transport; long-term synaptic potentiation. The transcript is spliced from 12 exons. Gene Ontology annotation, molecular function: calcium, potassium:sodium antiporter activity; calcium channel activity. Gene Ontology annotation, cellular component: membrane. Lineage: Eukaryota; Metazoa; Chordata; Actinopteri; Cypriniformes; Cyprinidae.
AGAGAGAGAGAGAGUAAGAGAGAGAGAGAGAGAGAGAGAGAGAGAGAGAGAGAGAGAGAGAGAGCGCAGGGCUGUGGUCAGUUUGAUCGGUGCUCCCCGCCAUAGGUGAUGUCUGGGAAUAAAAGCAUGAAACUGGACACAGAGAUGCGGUCUCGGAGCUCCGCCCCUGAAUAACAUCACCAUCAUCAUCAUCAGAGUCGGAAAGGAAUAACUGGAGGGCACGAGAGAGGACGCACGCGGACUGUCAACCUGCUGCACGCGCCGCGCCGAACCGUCGCGUUCAUCCAUCACCUCUGAAUGCUAAUAUGAGGAAGCCUCUGGUGUGCUGAAGGACAUCUGGAUUCCGCAGAUUUACUGUACAAGUAGCAUUCUCAGCAUGCGCUAAGCCCAACUGUAGCGCGACGAGAGAGCACAUGAGCGUUGAAGCAGAGAGAACGGUCAUGGCCUCUGACGUGCAGCACCAUCCGAUCGUCUGCGCCCGCCAGCGCGCUCACCGCUCGUGGAAGAAACUCAGGCCUACGCGGGUGCUCGGCUUCCUCAUUAGUCUCGUAGCAAUAAGUGCGGUGGCCUUCUCGUGGCGCUCUGCUGCUCAGUGGGAGGGGCUACAGAGCCAUGCCCCACACAGGACACUGCUGUCCACACACCUGGGUUACCACAGUAACCUCUCGGAGGACACGCCCGUAGCCAUGCGCUCAUCCGCAGAGUCAAACGAGAGUAUGGGGGACUAUCCGACUGACCUGUUCAGCCUGGAGGACCGUCGGCGCGGUGCUGUCGUGUUGCACAUGUUCGGCAUGAUCUACAUGUUCAUAGCUCUCGCUAUUGUUUGCGAUGAGUUUUUUGUCCCCGCGCUCACCGUCAUCACAGAAAAACUCACGAUCUCAGAUGAUGUGGCAGGCGCCACCUUCAUGGCAGCCGGGGGCUCGGCUCCUGAGCUCUUCACCUCCGUCAUUGGCGUAUUCAUUUCCCACAGUAACGUGGGUAUCGGAACCAUCGUCGGCUCCGCUGUGUUCAACAUCUUGUUUGUCAUCGGAAUGUGUGCCGUGUUCUCGAAGGAGAUCCUGAACCUGACGUGGUGGCCUCUGUUCAGGGACGUCUUCUUCUACAUUGUCGGCCUCAUCAUGCUCAUAAUUUUCUUCCUGGAUAACUACAUCACGUACUGGGAGAGUAUCAGUCUGCUGCUCGCCUAUGCCACCUACGUGAUUUUCAUGAAGUUCAAUGGGAAUGUAGAGACUCUCGUCAAGGGAAUCAUGAACAGAAACCAGGUGGUGGAAGUAGAGGCCCAACCAAAGUUGAGCCCUAGUGGAGUGGAGGAUGACAGCAAGCUGUCGGCCAAACCACGGCUGCAGAGAGGAGGAAGCUCCGCCUCUUUACACAACAGCCUAAUGAGGAACAGCAUCUUUCAUCUGAUGAUCCACACACUCGACCCUCUCAGUGAAGAAUUCGCUGACUCUGAGCUGGGGACUUAUGGCAAGCUAAAAUAUUAUCAAUCAAUGACCGAGGAAGGAAAAUUCCGUGAGAAGGCGUCCAUCCUUCACAAAAUUGCCAAAAAGAAAUGCCAGGUGGAGGACUCAAAUGGAGUUGUUGAUAAAAAUCUGCCAAACAGCUCGAGUGUGGAGGUGGACGUGACUCCACCGAUGAAUGGCACCGCUGGACAGGAUGGAGAUACAGGUGAAGAGGACGAUGAGGAAGAUCAGCCUCUGAGCCUGUCGUGGCCCGAGUCCAAACGCAAGCGCUUCACGUAUCUUUUCAUCCUGCCCAUAGUCUUCCCUCUGUGGAUCACGCUGCCGGACGUCAGGAAGCCUACUUCCAAGAAAUUCUUUCCCGUGACGUUCCUGGGAGCGAUAUGCUGGAUCGCAGGAUUCUCAUAUCUGAUGGUCUGGUGGGCUCAUCAGGUUGGAGAGACUAUAGGAAUCACGGAGGAGAUCAUGGGACUGACAAUUCUAGCGGCAGGAACCUCCAUCCCUGAUCUGAUCACCAGUGUCAUUGUGGCCCGAAAGGGUCUGGGAGACAUGGCCGUGUCCAGCUCUGUGGGCUCCAACAUAUUCGACAUCACUGUGGGGUUACCGUUCCCAUGGCUGCUGUUCUCCAUUGUCAACAGUAUGAGCCCGGUUCGGGUGAGUAGUAACGGUCUGUUCUGUGCCAUCGUGCUGCUCUUCCUCAUGCUCCUCUUCGUCAUCAUCUCCAUUGCCGCCUGUAAGUGGAAGAUGAGCAAACUGCUGGGCUUCAUCAUGUUCCUGCUCUAUAUCGUCUUCCUGGUGGUCAGCGUCCUGUUGGAGGACAAGGUCAUCGUCUGCCCCAUCUCUAUCUGACGUCCCGUCUCAUUUACACACCGUGAUGAAGCUAAAACCGCGUACCUGCUGACUUUACCUCACCUCCUCAGUCUCUUUAUUUUCUUAUGACAAAGAGUUCCCAGGUUCCUUCACACUUCAUCGCCCUGUGUAUGUUUAUGGGGAUUUUUUCUUAAAACAAAAACUAUUUGGCAGUAAUGAAUUCAUGUUUUCACGUAAUUCUUAUUUUCCAUUUUUUUUGUAUUUAAUUAUUAUUAUUUUUUUUUAAGAUCUGUAUUUGUGCUUGAGAAUACAACAAAAUUACAAGACAUUUUUUUCUAGAAAACAAGUAUUAAUUUAAUAACUGUGUCAACUUUUUUUAAUGCUUCACUCGUUUGAAGUGCAAUUGGUCAUAUGAGUAGAUGAUGUUAAACUAGGGCUGUAACGGUGCACCGAAACAAACUCCUGUGCAGAAUCCUUUGAACUGGAUGAGCUUCAUCAACAGUGUUAAACCUUAAUAGAGAUUUGUUAUUCAUUUAUUUAUUCUAAUUUAUUUUCAAGCAACGUGCAUCCUGGUUGUGGUCAAAGCCAAAGGGCAAAGCGGCUGGAGCUCUGCGAUCACAAUGAUCUCUGAUUGUUUUUGGGUUGUUUUAAUCACUCUGUAGGGAUUUCUGCGUAGACAGACGCUGUGAUUAUAGCAGGCAGCGUUUGCUCAUUUCUCAGUCUCUGCAGGCCGUUUGUUCACGCUGUGAAUGUGCUGCACUGCUGAAUAAUCGCUGGUUUGGAGCAAUUACUCCAUGAUAUGACAGAUACAGUGUCCAAAAUUAUUUUCACUUUGCAUGAGCUGAUGGCCGUUGUUCAUUUUCUGAUUUAUUCUUUUAUUUAUUCUAUUAUAUUGCCUAGUGAAAAAUAAAUAUACUAAAAUGUAUUUACAAGUACAUUUACAUAUUAUGUACUUAAUAAACUGGUAUAUUUAAAGUCUGCUAACUUGGAACAACUAAUUUUGUACUUAAUGCAACUAAAAGUCCAGCUAAAGAUAUACUUAAGUAUAUUUGUUUGUGCUAAAUUGCAAGUAUACUUUAGGUACACUUUAGAUAAUAUGAUUAUUUAAAUGCAAAAUAUUUAAAGACAAUCAUCAUCAAUAGUGACAUUAAAACAUAUUCUAGGUGAAAUAUUAAGAAAUGUGCAUUGUGCACACGUAGUACUACAAAUAAAGUUUAAUUACAAUUUUUUAUAUCAGUAAGUCUGGAUCGAUAUGUCAGUAAAUAUGUUAAUAGACCAACUAUAGCAUUUUGAAUCUAUUACAUUUUUACUAGAGUUUGUAUGCUAAAAACCAUCUUGUUAAGAACAUGAAAAUAAAACUUUCUUGUGGCAGUGGUACAUACAAACAUGAUGUAUUCUGCAUGACAAGCCAGCUUUAUAAUUAAGCAAAUAAACAUUUAUUUAUUUAUUUAUUUAUUUAAAUAAAAUGGUGAAAAAAAUUAAGUCAGCUCUAAAAGUGAGAAUCUGUGAACCGUUACUUCCCUAGCGUUAAAAAAUGGCCAAGACCAGCACUGGUCGAUGAUGUUUUUUUAGAUGUUGAAUGUUGUUUAAACACCUUUGGUUUGGUUUAGUUUCUUUUCACGGUGAAGGUGUGUAAAAUAAACUGGCAGCCACUCCAUAGGAAACAGUGGCAAAGAAUAUCUUGAGGGUUUUUAUGGAUCCAGGAUGCCACACUGGAAUGUUUCAUUAAAUAAAACACUAUUUAUAGGAUAUUAUAAAUAUUUGUAUAUUUUUCUUUACAUUUUGCCUGUAUGUCAAGAGGCCAAGUAGCCAGAUGCAUUGAAUUUGAACAUAUUAUUCAACCUGGUAUGUCACCCUUCUUCUUUCUAUCUUUUCAUCUCAUUUUUCAAUAUCUUGUUCAUUUAAUAGCAGUGUAGAGGUAUUUGAGCUGCAGUAUUGAUUGUAAAAAUGAUUACUUGCUGCCUCAUUCACACCGGAGAACAGAGCGUGAUUACUGCAUGUUGCUUCCCCAAUCAUUAUUACUCAGCCAUUUAUAGAAAAUCGCAUUGAAUACUAUUAUAAACGCGAGGGAAAUGUGUAGAUGCUUGUAGUCUGUAGUUAAGUGUAAAAACCUAGAAAACAUUAGACAUAUAUCGCACUCCCAGCUGCUAAAUCCACGUGCAGUGAUUUCCCUAAAUAGUCUGCGUUCACACUCCACGUAUUUGGAUUGGAAUCCGGAUAGUGACGCGCGACGUUUUCAAGUAGGCCAUGCAUGCAUGAAAAUGUGUAGCCUAAUAAUUCAAGAUGUGCUCAUCGCUUUACUGUAAGAUUCAAAGACAAAAUAUUUGCAUAAUGAUUUGCCUAAUAAAUAGUCCUUUGGUAACGAACGAGUGUUAAUGUGCUAGCGCCGUCUGAACUUAUUCUAGAGACGUAAAAACACACGCAUUUAUUAAGAGUAGCGCAAUCCAUGUUACACGAAUGGUGCUUUAGGACUCGAUCUUUGUAAUCUGUACAGACACACAUGUAGUGCAUUUACUAACUAAUAGAGAACUCACUGAUCAAGAACAUUCACAUACUGUACACUAGCAUAAAGCAUAUUCCAAUAGCGAUUUCAUUGUGGAGGCAGGCGUUUUAUUUGUCUUUUGAAGAAAUUUUGGUGUGACAGAAAAUCUGGACGGAGCUGCUGUGUAUCUUUACCUUAGCAAAUACUGCCCUCUAGCGUGGAGUUAGACUUUAUUUUUGUAUGAUGUUUUCCAUGUGUCAAACCAACGCCUGUUAUUGUAUCUUUUCUUUGUGAGCAGGCAAACACAUGCACUGAACUUAGAAAUGCUUCAGUCUCUUUUGCUGUACUAAAUUUAUUUUUAGAGAAGAAAAUACAAUAUCCUAAUUUACUCUUUCAUCCAACUCUCAUCCAGAUUGCUGGAUGUGUUUUUCCAUUUCAACGGUCUAUGGGUGAAAUCUUGCAUAGCUUUUGUUUUCCGAACCAGUAAAGCUGCAAGAGUGUAUUUCAGCAGGUCUGGACUGAGCAAAGAAAUGUGCGAAUGUGUAUUAAAUAUAUGAAUGUGAAGAUAUUGAGCUGAACUAAUGUGAUAUAUGACAUUUAUUAUAUCAAUAAUUAGAGAAAAAGUUCAAAUGCUCUAACAUUGAAAGGGUUCUUUUAAUGAAAACUGAUAUAAGCAAUGUAGCUGUUUGAAAAUGUAUGUUUGUUCAUUUUUUCCCCAAACUGCAAUUCAGAUUUACGUAUCAGUAGUAGUUUUCCAUCCUUGCCUGUUACACCAUAAUAGUUAUUCAUUUUCCACAUAUACAUCUGCUUUUCAUAAUAAUUUUGUAUUUUAUUUUAUAUUUUUGUCUUAUAAGAGGGCUGUACACACUGUUCAAGUGCCCCUGCUUUAUCCUGUUCUUGCUUUCUGGCAGGGUAUGGAUUGUAAUUAUUAAUUUCAUUGUUUUGUGUCAAACAUGGCAUUGUUAAUAUGCACUUUGCAUUUAUGUAUGUCUGUUUAAUUAUUGUUUGUUCGCUCUGAAAGAGGCUGAAGCUGAAUGUUUGGCUGAAA